This is a messenger RNA of Lycium ferocissimum, 1285 nucleotides long. RefSeq lists its product as uncharacterized. The coding region runs from base 106 to 1074 and encodes 322 amino acids. Gene Ontology annotation, molecular function: DNA-3-methyladenine glycosylase activity. The transcript has 4 exons. Gene Ontology annotation, biological process: base-excision repair. Lineage: Eukaryota; Viridiplantae; Streptophyta; Magnoliopsida; Solanales; Solanaceae. The record is from RefSeq and is a predicted model, not a curated record.
UUUUUCUUCUCUACUUGUCUCUCUUCACACUCCACUACUACUCUCCCACCAUUUCUACAUUCAACAAUAGUCUCAGCCUUCGAAUAUUAUCUCACUAUUUCCACAAUGUCGUCUUCACCGGAGCUCCGAAAAAUACUCGGGCCGGGUGGGAACCGGGUCAGAGAUUCAGAAGAACAGAAAAGAAACAAGGAAGGAAUGAAGAAACCUGUUAGAAUGCCAAAGACAAGUUUGCCCUUGCAGAGUAAUGGAUCAGUUGAUAGCUCUUCAUCGGACACGUCAAUUAAGAAAAUUGUGAAUUCAAAGAGAAGAGUUGUUGAAAGGACCAAAAAACCUGCUAAAGUUUUUCCUCAUCAUGGAGUUGAAACUUUGUCUUUGUCUUCAGUGGUUUCAGUUCCGGUUAAACGUUGUGAUUGGAUAACAACUAACUCGGAACCCCUGUAUAUAUCAUUCCAUGACGAAGAAUGGGGAAACCCAGUUUAUGACGACACAAAACUAUAUGAACUACUUGCCUUAUCACAAGCAUUGGCAGAAAUGACAUGGCCUGCAAUCCUUAAUAAGAGACACAUAUUCAGGAAGUUGUUUGAUAACUUUGAUCCAUCAUCUCUUGCAAAUAUUAAUGAAAAAAGGUUGCGGUCAUUAACAGAAAGUGGAAAGUCAUUGCUCUCUGAUCCAAAGAUUCGUGCAAUUGUAGAGAACGCAAAGCAUUUCCAGAAGAUUCAGCGGGAGUUUGGGUCCUUUAGCAACUACUGCUGGCGUUUUGUAAAUCACAAGCCAAUAAAAAGUGGAUUUCGCUACGCGCGUCAAGUACCGGCUAAAACACCAAAAUCAGAACUUAUGAGCAAGGACCUGAUGAAAAGGGGCUUCGUUUGCGUGGGACCAACAGUAGUCUAUUCAUUCAUGCAAGUGGCAGGGAUAUUUAAUGAUCAUCUCGUUACAUGCUUCAGAUACAAUGAAUGUAACAACAAUAAUGUCAAAGAGCAUUCACAAACGAAGUUAGUAAAGACAGAUACACAAGGCCGGGACCCUGCUGAGAAGAACACACAUAUGAGUCAUGACCAUUUGAGUUUGACAUAGCUGAUAUCCUCCGUGGAUUUGUAUUAAUAGUCUUGACACACUUUUAACGUACAGGAUUCUAAUUACAAGAGUGUUACUUUGGUUGAUAGUCUUUUCAGCUUUGCCAGGCGUGUAUUUAGUAACUUCCUAACCUUUGUAUUUGUCAUGUAUGAAGAGAUUGAAGGUUUGUACUUGUAUCUAUAAAAUUUGGUGUCUGCUAAUUUUUAAUGUU